Messenger RNA from Daldinia vernicosa, 1100 nucleotides. RefSeq lists its product as uncharacterized. The transcript is spliced from 2 exons. The record is from RefSeq and is a predicted model, not a curated record. Lineage: Eukaryota; Fungi; Ascomycota; Sordariomycetes; Xylariales; Hypoxylaceae. Gene Ontology annotation, cellular component: nucleolus; preribosome, small subunit precursor. Gene Ontology annotation, biological process: maturation of SSU-rRNA from tricistronic rRNA transcript (SSU-rRNA, 5.8S rRNA, LSU-rRNA). Bases 102 to 923 code for a protein of 273 amino acids.
GUUUAUUUUCCGUCGUUUCAAUUCCUCAAUAGCGGCACUCUCUUGACCUGAUUCCCAAAAAACUUAGCGACUACCGUUAAAAAUAAUACGUUGCACACACGAUGAGCUCCAAGAGGAAAUUUUCUGAGUUCAGGGCCGACUCGCAAGAUGGCCCUCACGAGCGCAUUCCAGGAAGCCAUGCGCCGAAGUUCAAUAAUAAAAAGCCGAAAAAGAACAAGAUAAAGCCAGAUAACAUAAAUUGGCUUAAGAAACGAGUGCGAACGAUUGAAAGACGCUUCAAGAUAGGCCAGAAUAUGCCUGCAAACGUCAAGAAUGAUUUAGAGAGGGAGCUUGCCCAUCACCAACAGAAAAUCGCCGAGGCUGUGGAUGAAAAAAAGAGGAAGACGAUGAUUGCAAAAUACCACAUGGUUCGCUUCUUUGAGAGAAAGAAAGCGGACCGGCUCGCGAAACGAAUCAAAACUCAACUAACGACGGCCGAAGAUCCCAAAGAGAUUGAGAAGUUAAAAGCAGACCUUCAUAAAGCAGAAGUCGACAGUAUCUACACCCGAUUUUUCCCUUACAGGGAGCGUUACAUUAGCCUGUACCCAGUCGGGGAGAAGGCGGAGGAUGCAAGUACGGCAGCACAGGCUCUACAUAGCGAACGGCCACCGUUAUGGGAGGUUAUAGAAAAGGCAGCAGAGAUAGGGACCCAAGCAUUAAUCGAAAUCAGGGAACGCAAACUAGAGACAGAUGCGAAAGGCAAAACACACAAUGAAUCUUUGAAGGACUCUGCCCCAGCAAAAGCCAAUCGUUCUAGGACAAAGAGCUCAGAUGCGUCUAAUCCUAUGGGUGCCCAAAUAGGCAAGAAUAGGGCCGAGAGACGUAAAAUAUCUAAAGCUCUGAAUUUGAGCGACAAUGAAAGCGAAGGUGGAUUCUUUGAAUGAGGAUAGGAGUAGUAGUAAGACGGAUUAUGAUACCCAAGUACGAGGUGGCGGAUCAAUAUACUGCUAUAAUAGACAUAGUACUAUAGACUUAUCGCAUCCAUAUCGUAAGUUUACCUAAUAUGAAAUCUAUGACCAUGUUAUUGUUCAUAUAAAUAAAUACUAGCAUUGAAAUCUAGG